AAGGCUCACGAAUUUCUUUACAAAUUUUUCUUGUCGUGCGUUCGGUUCGUAUCGCCGCGAGUUUGUCUCAAAUUCAAUUGAAAUUUGCAAAAAAUUAUUCAAGUUCCUGUUUUGUUGACUUUAAGUGAAAUCCAAGCACCAAGGUUGACAAUAAUAAAAAAAAAACGAUGUCUACAGAAAAAGUUCUCAACGGUAGCGGAAAUCCUUCCGCGGAAAAUCAACAAAGUAGACCCAGCGUGACUCCGGCCAAGGUUUCAGUGGUCUUGGGAGCACAAUGGGGCGAUGAGGGUAAAGGAAAAGUUGUCGACAUGUUGGCCACUGAAGUUGAUGUUGUUUGUCGGUGUCAGGGUGGAAACAACGCUGGACACACUGUCGUCGCUAAUGGGACAGAAUUCGAUUUUCAUCUAUUACCAAGUGGCGUUGUAAAUGAAAAAUGUAUUUCCGUCAUCGGUAAUGGGGUUGUUAUUCAUUUGCCAAGCUUGUUCGAGGAGCUUCGUAAGAACGAGGAAAAGGGUUUGCAUAAGUUGCAACACCGUUUGAUCAUUUCCGAUCGUGCACAUUUGGUAUUUGACUUCCAUCAACAUGUCGAUGGUAUGCAGGAAGCCGAAAAGGGCGGAAAAUCCCUUGGAACAACCAAGAAGGGUAUUGGUCCAGCCUACUCUAGCAAAGCCACACGCAAUGGCAUCCGAGUAGGUGAUUUGUUAAGUGACUUUAACUUAUUCGCUGAGAAAUUUAAUUCAAUUGUGGCGACACACGUGCGUCUGUUCCCCACAAUAUGCGUUGAUGUCGAGGCCGAAUUGAAAAGGUAUAGAGAAUACGCUGAUAUGGUGCGGCCAUAUGUUAAAGACACAGUAUGCUUCCUACACACAGCCCUGCGCCAGGGUAAGACCAUCUUGGUUGAGGGCGCCAAUGCAGCUAUGUUGGACAUUGAUUUUGGUACAUAUCCCUAUGUAACUAGCAGUAAUUGCAGUAUUGGUGGUGUGCUAACUGGUUUGGGAUUGCCACCACAAGCGAUUGGAGAUGUUAUUGGAGUUGUUAAGGCCUAUACAACUCGUGUAGGGGAUGGACCAUUCCCAACAGAGCAAUUGAAUGAGUAUGGUGACCUCCUCCAGACUAGAGGCUUUGAAGUUGGUGUAACCACAAAGAGGAAACGUCGUUGUGGUUGGUUGGAUAUUGGCUUGUUAAAAUACACCUCGUUGGUGAAUGGCUACACAUGCAUUUGCUUAACAAAAUUGGAUAUUCUUGAUACAUUUAAGGACAUUCAAGUUGGCAUUGGUUACAAAAUCGAUGGAAAAGAUCUUGAUCAUUUCCCGGGUACAAUUUCUGAACUAGAAAAAGCUGAAGUAAUUUACACAACUCUUCCGGGUUGGAAUUCCUGCACUGAGAACAUUCGCGAAUUCAAAGAACUACCAAAGAAUGCACAAGAUUACGUACGAUUCAUUGAAGCCCAACUGGAUGUUCCAGUCCGAUGGGUUGGUGUUGGAAAAGGACGUGAAUCGAUUAUCAAUGUUGAUUAGUAGUUUAUUAAUAUUGUAUUUUACUUAAUAUUACCACUUCCUUGUCCCUUUAAUCAACAAACUUAAACCAUAGUAAUGUAAGUAAAUUUCAGGUAAACCCCUUCGCAAAAUUGGGGGAAGAUACACAUUUUUUUCUAAGCCUCUCAUUCUCAAUGCAUAAUAUUAAAUUAAAUUGAGAAGUGAAGCCCACAUACAUAAAUGUACACAUAUUUUAGAAAAUAUUUUCUUUUUCAGUUUAUUUUAUUUUUCACAAAAAAAAACAUACAAUAUAUAUUUAUCAGUAUACAUAGACAAAUAUACAAAGAAAAAGCUUUUUUUUAAUAUUUCAAAGAAACAUGAUAUAAUUUUUGAUGCCUUAUUGUCUGACGAUACACAGAAAACAUAAUUUUUAAAAACUGUUUGAAAAAUGUUAACAAUUAAAAUUUUAACAAAAUUGUACUUAAUUAUAAAAAAAAAAACAUAAAUAAAAAUAAAAACAAGUUAGCAAGGAAAAAAGUUGCGUUUUGUUCCAAUUGUAGCGGUUCGCUUGUUCGCACAAAGAAAAAUUAAAUCAAAAAUCACCCGUUAAUUUGUAAAACGCUUAAAUAAUUAAUUGGUAAUUGAAAGCUAGAUAAGCUUGCAUUGUGCUUGCAUUCAUUCUAAAUAAAGUUACAGUUGAAAAAAGAUUGUUUUU
Molecule: messenger RNA, 2190 nt
Organism: Eupeodes corollae
Lineage: Eukaryota; Metazoa; Arthropoda; Insecta; Diptera; Syrphidae
Gene: Adss
Product: adenylosuccinate synthetase
Exons: 7
Coding region: 168-1517 (449 amino acids)
Biological process (GO): 'de novo' AMP biosynthetic process; IMP metabolic process
Cellular component (GO): cytoplasm
Molecular function (GO): GTP binding; adenylosuccinate synthase activity
Source: RefSeq, a predicted model, not a curated record